Messenger RNA from Gryllus bimaculatus (two-spotted cricket), 850 nucleotides. The record is from the annotation of a GenBank genome assembly. Lineage: Eukaryota; Metazoa; Arthropoda; Insecta; Orthoptera; Gryllidae.
GCGCAGCUGUGGGAGCGGCCGCCCGAGGUGGACGUGGGCUGCCAGACGGAGCUGUUCCUGGACCGCCCCGAGUCGCCGCUCUACCUGCCGGCCAAGACGGGCAAGGACGCGGAGACGCAGAUCUACCCCGGCGACCUGUUCGACUUCGACGUGGAGGUGGUGCCGAUCCUGGAGGUGCUGGUGGGCAAGACGAUCCAGCAGGCCAUGAUGGAGGUGCUGGAGGAGGAGGAGCUGGCGGCGCUGCGCGAGCAGCAGCGGCGCUUCCUGGAGCUGCGCGCGGCGGAGGAGGCCGAGCGCCACCGCCUGGAGGAGCAGGAGCGGCGCCUGCGCGAGGAGAAGGAGGCGCGCGUCGCCGAGUUCGCCGAGGCGUCGCGCCAGAACAAGGACACGCAGGAGCGCGUGGCCGCCGCCGUGCUCACGCAGGGCUACCUCCAGGACCUGCUGCCGUCCGUGCUGGAGGGCCUGCGCGAGUCCGGCUACCUGCUCGACGACGUCCGAGAGGACGUACGCAGCAAUUUCAUGCCAUGGCUGAUGAGCGAAGUACAAGCAGAGAUGAACAACAUGGUCAACAGCCGCGAUAUCAUUAUGGAAAUGGUGCGCGAGAUCCUGGAGCAGCGCGCCGACCUGUACCGCACGAUGGCGGAGGACGACGCGGCGCGCCUCGACCUCAGCGACGACGAGCUGGCGACGGAGCGCGAGCCCGCGGAGCCGUCGGACCUGGCCGCGGGCGACGAGGCCAGCUGCGUCGUCGAGAGCUCCGAGAUGCAGUCGCACCCGCCCGAGAUGGAGGGCGAGGACAUGUAGGGCCAGUGAGGGGGAAGGCUUCCCUCCUGCCCUUGUUCUCCACGCG